AUGGAUGAGCAUGGUGCUUUACUGGAUGAAUUAACAAAAGUUGAAUGUCCUAUCAUUCUUGCUCUUUAUCAAUGGAAUUCUAGAGUUGAUAUCAAGAAGGAGGAUAAAGCAUAUGAUACAUUAGUGAAGAUAUUUUAUGCAAUUGAGAAAGAUGAUCACAAGUUUAUGUUUUUUGUUAGGAAUAUAGAGUUUGAGGUGACUCCGAAGUUAAUUGCAACAAUAUUGAAUGUUAUCUAA
Molecule: messenger RNA, 237 nt
Organism: Ilex paraguariensis (yerba mate)
Lineage: Eukaryota; Viridiplantae; Streptophyta; Magnoliopsida; Aquifoliales; Aquifoliaceae
Source: the annotation of a GenBank genome assembly